AUGCCUAUUCUCUCCGGAGGCAGUGACCAUGACUACAGCUUUGCUUCCUGCAAUUCCCUGAACCACCUCAUCCCCAUCUCGGUGGUCGAGACACCUUCUGUCAAAGGGGUCCAUUACCAAAGGGCUCGGAGGAUUCACCACCCAGAUCGGCUCCAGGCGGUCGACCUGAAGAGGGAGAUCAAGGUCAACGUUGGUGGCAUCAAGUACCUGUUGCCUUGGAGCACGUUGGAUGAGUUUCCGUCCUCCCGGCUGAGCAAGCUGAAGUUCUGCAGCAGUUAUGAGGAGAUCCUCCAGCUGUGCGAUGACUAUGAUGAGGACUCCCAUGAGUUCUUCUUCGACCGGAACCCUGGCGCUUUUGGGAUGAUCGUCAGCUUCCUUGCGGCAGGGAAACUGAUGCUUCUGCGCGACACCUGUGCCUUGUCCUUCCGGGAAGAGCUGAGGUACUGGGGCAUUGAGGAAUCCAACCUGGAGAACUGCUGUAUCCGAAAACUCUUCCAGAAGGCCGAGGAGCUGGCGGAGGCCCGCAAGGAGGAGGAAAUGCAGAGGGAAAGGGGGGCAUCCUGCAGCCUGGAGGAGGAGACCAAAUUUGGUCAGUUUAUGAGCAAGCUGAGGGACAUGGUUGAUAACCCUCAGUCAGGCCUUCCAGGGAAAAUCUUUGCUUGCCUCUCCAUUCUUUUUGUGGCAACCACAGCAAUUAGCCUUUGCAUCAGCACCAUGCCAGACUUAAGAGAAGAAGAAGACAGGGGCGAGUGUUCCCAAAAGUGCUAUUACAUCUUCAUCAUAGAGACCAUCUGUGUGGCUUGGUUCUCACUGGAGUUCUGUCUUCGAUUCAUCCAGGCAAAGAACAAGUGCCAGUUUUUCAAAGGGCCACUGAACGUGAUCGACUUCCUGGCCAUCUCUCCCUAUUACGCUUCUCUGAUUGUGCUGGACGACGAGGCCGCGGAGAACGAAGAGGGCGGCCGGCCGAGCAGCAACUCGUACCUCGAGAAGGUGAGCUUGGUGCUACGGGUCUUACGUGCCUUGAGGAUACUGUACGUCAUGCGCCUUGCCCGGCACUCCUUGGGCUUGCAGACGCUGGGCCUCACCGUGCGGCGGUGCGCCCGAGAAUUUGGCCUGCUUUUGCUCUUCCUGUGCGUGGCCGUCACCUUGUUUUCCCCGCUGGUCUACCUUGCGGAAAACGAAUCCGGGAAGGUCCUGGAGUUUACCAGCAUCCCCGCCUCCUAUUGGUGGGCCAUUAUCUCCAUGACGACGGUGGGGUACGGGGACAUGGUCCCAAGGAGCGUCCCAGGCCAGAUGGUGGCCCUGAGCAGCAUUCUCAGCGGCAUCCUCAUCAUGGCUUUCCCAGCCACCUCCAUUUUCCACACGUUCUCCCAUUCCUACUCGGAGCUCAGGAAGGAGCAGGAGAGGCUGCAGUCGCGGAUAAGGAGAAUGAACGAUGCCAACAUGUCCGGCGAAAGCGACACCCUGAACGAGAGCGAGAGCUUCACAACCGACGCCACCGGCUCUCCCAUCAAGUACAUUUACAAGGGAUAG
This is a messenger RNA of Varanus komodoensis (Komodo dragon), 1533 nucleotides long. It is a transcript of the gene KCNG4, whose product is annotated as potassium voltage-gated channel modifier subfamily G member 4. Gene Ontology annotation, biological process: potassium ion transmembrane transport; protein homooligomerization. The transcript has 2 exons. Lineage: Eukaryota; Metazoa; Chordata; Lepidosauria; Squamata; Varanidae. The coding region runs from base 1 to 1533 and encodes 510 amino acids. The record is from RefSeq and is a predicted model, not a curated record. Gene Ontology annotation, cellular component: membrane; voltage-gated potassium channel complex. Gene Ontology annotation, molecular function: delayed rectifier potassium channel activity.